UGUACUGUUCUUAAUGAGAUGAUGAACAUUAGGUAAGGUUCAGUGAGGACCACGAUGAGCUCACCAGGCCAUGGGUUCGGCUCACUAUUUACCCGAAACCCCAAGCCCCCAACCAGCUACUGUACCAACCCCCACCAUCACAGACCAGGAUGGAGAGGCAACUUCACCACACAAAUGCCGGGUCAUGCAACACUAUGUCAUUGAAGGGCGUCUUGCCAGUCCAGCUCGUAUUGCUGCUUGUAUGAACAGCGAACAGUUUGUAAUUGGAAACUUUGAAGAGGGCUGAUAUUGCCAACAAUCUACCAUCUGAGGAUACGGAAGAACUGCGACCUGUCGCUCACCCACAGAAGGUUCGAUUCGAAAUGGGGGAACAGAUCAAUGUGAUGCUAUAUGGCCUAGGGGCUAUCGGAUCCUUUUACGCAUUUGUCUUGAGCCAGAGUCCUCGUGUGCGUCUGGCUGUUGUGGCUCGCUCAAACUAUCAGGCUGUCAAAGACAAUGGCCUGCAUAUCAGUAGUAUGAACCAUGGAAAUCAUGUCGUGAAGCCAGCAAAGGUGCUGAAAACGCCUGCCGAGGCUGGAGAGAAAUACGACUAUGUGGUCUGCGUGCACAAGGCCAUUGACCAAUCUUCGGUGCCAAAACAAUUGGCACCUGCAAUCGACGAGACCAAGACCUGCAUCGUCAUCAUUCAGAAUGGCGUGGGGAAUGAAGAUCCUUUUCGUGAAGCAUUUCCGCAAUGCCCCAUACUGAGCUGCGUGACUUGGGUUGGUGCCAAACAGGACACUCCUGGCUUUGUGACCCAUAUGGCAUCGGAAAACACACAGAUAGGCGUUUUCCCCGACAAGAGCCUAGACCCUAGCAUGGAAAGGGACAAACUCAACGAGUUCACCUCCUUGCUGCGAGAAGGCCGAACGCCAUUUACAGUCGAAGACAAUAUCCAAAUCCAGCGUUGGGAGAAGGUCGUUUGGAACUGUGCCUGGAAUUCACUGACCACACUCACCAUGCUCGAUACGCACUCCUGGCUCAAGUCUUCGCCUGAUUCUAUGCCCAUGACACGAAAACUGAUGCGAGAAGUCAUCGACGUCGCCCAAAAAUGCGACGUUCCACUUCAGUAUGACUUGAUUGAUAUACUCAUCGACAGGAUCUUAGCAAUGCCACCCAUUGGGAGCAGUAUGCAGACAGAUUGCAAAAUGGGCAGACCUAUGGAAGUGGAGGUCAUCCUCGGCACGCCCGUACGAAGAGGGAGGGAGCUGAGAGUCGCCAUUCCGACGUUGGAGGUGCUCCACACCCUGCUGCUCGCGAUCAACAGUCGAAUGAGAGUGAGUGGGACGUGAGUGAGCGUCGUCGAGACAGUCCCCUGGCAUGAAAGACAGCUUUGACCCUUUAGCUGGAAGGCAAUACACCGUAUCUGUGGCUCUAGGUGUUUUCCAUCUCUUUACUGCGCAGGAAAUCAUUUGGCUUGGCCGGCGUUCGACAGCUCUUCAUUCAAAGGUCUGAAGAAGGGGAGGCAUAGGGAUCGAUCAACAGGGUUCGAGCCGAAAGGACAAGCCGCAGGCAGGAGGAAAUAUCUGCGAAGGCUGGACUUCUUAACGUGUGCAGCACUCAAUAUCCCUGCAUCAAGGGUGGAUAUUCGGCGACCGAACAGUAGACGACGUUGCAAAGAUCAAGAGAAUCAGUUACGAGUACUCUGGCCUGGCAGCGCCGAAUGUCUGCAACUUCGACUGCAAGAUGCUGUCCGCCAACGCGUCCAAGGCUUGGCAGAGACGAAAAGAACACGAGGUCACAUGACCGAGCGAGAUUGGCCUCCCCUUCGCUUUCCGUUGACCUUCCUCCGUCCCAUGUAAUUUCCUUCUUCCUACCACUUCCUCAGCAUUGAACAUAGACUUUUCGAUGACAAUUGUCCCUGAUCCAACUUAUGAUAGCGAUGUAUACUUCCCGCUCUAUCGCUCACUCAGGCCAAUUCAGCGCGACUACAUCUCCUGAGAUGGAACACAGUAGCCAUCAUACGGCAACGCGACUGAAAUACCGCCCAA
Molecule: messenger RNA, 2030 nt
Organism: Exophiala xenobiotica
Lineage: Eukaryota; Fungi; Ascomycota; Eurotiomycetes; Chaetothyriales; Herpotrichiellaceae
Exons: 5
Coding region: 363-1331 (322 amino acids)
Biological process (GO): pantothenate biosynthetic process
Cellular component (GO): cytoplasm
Molecular function (GO): 2-dehydropantoate 2-reductase activity
Source: RefSeq, a predicted model, not a curated record